This is a messenger RNA of Ananas comosus (pineapple), 1880 nucleotides long. Its product is annotated as exopolygalacturonase-like. The transcript is spliced from 5 exons. Gene Ontology annotation, molecular function: polygalacturonase activity. Gene Ontology annotation, biological process: carbohydrate metabolic process. The coding region runs from base 326 to 1720 and encodes 464 amino acids. The record is from RefSeq and is a predicted model, not a curated record. Lineage: Eukaryota; Viridiplantae; Streptophyta; Magnoliopsida; Poales; Bromeliaceae.
UCAAUCCAAUGUCUAUAAAAUUGAAAGAGAAAUAACUAUAUGUUGAUUAAAAGAGUAGAAAGGAAUAUCUUUAUAAUUUAAUAUAAAAUAUUAAAAUAUUAUUUUUUGAUAGCUUAAAUUUUUAGAGAAUAAUGAUUGGUAUAAACAAGUUAAACAUAAUAUUAAAGCAUGAGAUUUCGAGUUUGAUUAUCGUUAGUCAGGCUCAGAAGGUCUGGAGCCUAGAAGGUCUCGAGCCUAAAUGUGAGAGAAAGUAUUGAUUGUAUAACACAUCCAUGUAAAGAUAACACAUAUCACAAGGAUCUUUUUGAAGUUUACCCUGAAAUUAAUGACAAAACUCAUCGUCUUUAUUAGCAAACAAUGGACAUUAAUGGAGUCAUUUCUUAGAUGCAAUGCGUUAAGAACAAGCUUAUUGAUGAAAAGUAUAACUGCUGUUAAAUUGAAGAAUGAGGAGUUGUUUGUACACAACGUAAACAUUUCUUUCUUUGGUUUCUACUACUACAGGAUUUGCCAAAAUUUUCUCUCUUCAAAAAUAAGAACAAUGCUUGGAGUGGUCUUUUCCUCCAUAUUUUUGGUUGUGUACAUUGCCAAUUCAUGUAAUUGCCUUAAGAUCUAUGAUGUCACCAAGUAUGGAGCAAGUGCAGGUAAAAAGGAUAACCAAGCAGCUUUUUUGGCUGCUUGGAAAGCUGCAUGCAACUUCGGCGGCGCCGCGAGCCUUCUGAUCCCCCCCGGAACCUUCGCACUCGGGCCGGUCAAUUUACGAGGGCCCUGCAAGAAUCACAAGUCUCCUUUUGUUGAGAUCAGGGGAAAUUUGAGGGCUCCUCCGAGGUUUAUUCGCUCCCCUGAUAUGUUUUGGAUCAAGUUCAAUGACCUCAACGAAUUGACGGUCACCGGUGGUGGUGUACUCGACGGCCAGGGUGCUCUCUCGUGGCUGAGGAAAAAGUGCGGUCACGGUCGUUCCAGCAAGCUACCUCCAACGACACUCAAGUUUAAAGAUGUUAGCAAUUCGUCGAUACACCGGCUUAAUCUCGUCAAUAGCAAGGCCUUCCACAUGAACUUUCACCAAUGCAAUCACAUCGACGUCCACGAUCUUAAAAUAACCGCGCCAGGAAAUAGCCUCAACACCGACGGCAUCCACAUCGGGCAAACAAGUCAUAUUAGCAUUCGAAACUCGAUCAUCAGCACCGGCGACGACUGCAUCUCCAUCGGUCCAGGAUCGAGAAAUGUGACUGUGUCCAACAUCACUUGCGGACCAGGCCAUGGAAUAAGUAUUGGGAGUUUAGGUAAGUACAGAAAUGAGACUGACGUGAUUGGUUUGCUCGUAAAGAAUUGUACGGUGAAGAACACGACGAACGGAGUCCGAAUCAAGACGUGGCCAGGAUCGCCUGGCUUGCAGGCGAUUCGAGCUCUUAAUAUCACAUUCGAGGACAUAACCAUGAUCAAUGUAUCGAAUCCUAUCAUAAUAAAUCAACUGUAUUGUCCGGGCCAUGGCUGCACCAAAAAGCCUUCGCAAAUACAGAUUGGCGACGUCAGAUUCAGAAGAAUAAGAGGAACUUCAAGAACCGAAACAGCAAUCAAUUUGCAGUGCAGCGAAGACGUGCCGUGCAAGAACGUAGAGCUCGACGACGUAAAGUUAACUUGCGCAGGUCGGCGCGGUUGGUCAUGCUCUAAUGUGAAUGGCAAUUUCUCAGGCGUCCAGUUCACAGGCCCAUGCCUCUCUUAGAGCACUAGAUUGUCGCAAUUUUGUCCAUUCAGAACAAAUUUUGGCAAAUUUCUGUAUGUUUAUCGGAGUCGAGUUCUUGGAUAUAUAAUCGAAUUAGGAAUUGGCAUGUUUGGUCGUAAAUUUUCUUUGAUUUUGAAUGAGAAAUUGAGAAUUAGAAUAA